This is a messenger RNA of Aricia agestis (brown argus), 1834 nucleotides long. Its product is annotated as protein I'm not dead yet-like. Gene Ontology annotation, cellular component: membrane. Gene Ontology annotation, molecular function: citrate transmembrane transporter activity; succinate transmembrane transporter activity. NCBI's taxonomy places the organism in Eukaryota, Metazoa, Arthropoda, Insecta, Lepidoptera, Lycaenidae. The record is from RefSeq and is a predicted model, not a curated record. Gene Ontology annotation, biological process: citrate transport; monoatomic anion transmembrane transport. The coding region runs from base 57 to 1739 and encodes 560 amino acids. The transcript is spliced from 15 exons.
GAGGAAGUUUUUUGCUGCGUUGUUUUUCAGUUACAUAACAAUACAAAAGCGUUGUGAUGCCUCCCAAGGCCGAUGAGGAGCCUAUGUCGGCUCUGGCGAAGGUGAAGCUGUAUACGGCUGUCCACUGGAAGGGUCUGGUCAUCUUCCUCACUCCUCUGAUUUUCAUCUUCGUUCUGUCACCGUUCCCGCCAAAGAACUACCAAUGGACAGCGUACUGCCUGUGCGUGAUGGCGGUGUACUGGGUGACGGAGUGUAUACCGCUGCCCGUGACGUCAUUCCUGCCCCUCGUCAUAUUCCCCAUGACGGGAGUUCUGGAGACUGGUGAAGUUUGCAGGUCUUAUAUGAAUGAUACCCUAUUCAUGUUCAUUGGGAGUCUGAUCCUCGCGUACUCGGUGGAGCAAAGCGGCCUGCAUCUGCGACUCGCGUACGGCAUGAUACGACUCAUCGGAUACUCACAUGUCAGAUUGUUACUGUCAUUGUGUAUUGUGACUACCUUUAUCUCAAUGUGGAUAACUAAUACAGCCGCUACGACCAUGAUGGUUCCUCUCUGCUUUGCUGUUCUGAGAGUAUUUGAAAGCCAAAAUUUAUUGAAUGUGUACAAAAAGAAUAGCGAAGGGGAAGAUGUUGCUACGGAUAUAACAGUUUGCUACUUCUGUACAAUAACUUACUCGGCGACUGUAGGUGGAAUUGGAACUCUUAUUGGGACGGGAACUAACUUGGUAUUCAAAGGACUUUUCAUGACUCAAUAUCCGAGUGCUCCAGAGUAUUUGUCUUUUCCACUUUACUCGGGGUUCGCUGUACCGAUGAUGAUUGCGCUAGCAGUUUCAACGUUCCUGAGCAUGGCUGUUGUGUAUCUUGGAUUAUUGAGACCUGGCAGCAAAGCUGCAAAGGAAACGAAGAUAACUCCUGACGCUAAGCGCGCAUUGAAAAAGCAAGUUGAUGCAGAUUGGAAGCGCUUAGGGAUGUUAACAUAUUGGGAAAUAAUGGUGAUUAUAUUAUUCGGAGGUGGCAUAUUGGCAUUCUUCUGUCGUUCACCGCAAAUUUUUAAAGGCUGGGGUGAUGCCAUUCUGGAAUACUAUGGAAUCAAAGAUAACAAAUUCGUAAGAGAUUCAGCACUUGCUAUGUUUGUAUCGUUUUUGAUGUUCCUUUUGCCAUCAAAUCUUGAUUUUUUCAAGAACUGUACAGCCAAAUAUAAGGAAGACCUUCCUAAAGAAAGGAUCAGAUCUGUUCUAGACUGGAGGAUAGUGAUCACCCAGCUACCCUACAGCUUUUGUUUCCUACUUGGCGGUGGUUUCGCAUUAUCCGAUGCAGCCAGGAAGACUGGAUUGAAUGAGAAAAUUGGCGAAGUUCUUCAAGGGUUGAAAAACUUGCCAAAUGUUAUAAUUCUGUUGAUGAUUAUAAUUGUUGUGGUGUUUGUUACCAAUUUCGCCUCCAAUGUAGCUGUGUGCAACGUGGUGGCGCCUAUUGCUAUGCAGCUGGCUAAGGAGAUCAACAGGAACCCGCUCUGGUACGACUUGGCCGCUGGGAUCGCUGCGUCCUUUUGUUUUAUGAUUCCUGUUGGUACUCCUGGCAAUCUGGUGGUGCAGAGUGCAGCUAAAAUUCCAACCUCUAAAAUGAUUGUAGCAGGAGCGUUACCAACAGUAUUCGCUAUCAUUAUAAUUUGGAUCAUGGUAUACUUCUGGGCGCCAGUGGUUUGGCCAGACAUUCACUUGCUACCACAAUGGGUCGAUGGCCUUUGAGACCAAGAUAUUUUAAAACUUUUCUACAUUUUAAAUACAAAUUUCUUGCUUUUAGUAUGUGUUGUUUGAAUUUGACAUUAUUUAUGUGUGUAUUG